AUGCGGAUUAACCGGCAGACGGCCGUCAGCCGCUGCCGGCCGUCAACUUUGACGGUGCGAGCCGCGUCUGACGGUCAAGCGGCAGCGGAGACGGCUGAACCACAGUCGGCAUCGUUCGAUGCGUCGCUCGUGAGCAAGAACAGCGCCUUGGUGCCUGACUCGGAACUUAGCAUUACCAAGACGUCGUUCGGCACCAUCGGCCUGACGGUGGGCUUGCUGCUGCUGUCGUACGGCUUUGGCGCGUACUUCCAGUUCCUGCCGGGCUCCGAGUCCUCCGCCCUCAUGCUCACCUACGGCUUCCCCACUGCGCUCAUCGGAUUCGCCCUCAAGUAUGCGGAGCUCAAGCCGGUGCCAUGCACAUCAUAUGCCGACGCUGUGGCGCUGAGGGAGACACAGGCUACGCCCAUCCUGCAGCAGGUGCGCAGUGACGUCACACGGUUCCGCUAUGGAGACGAGCAGCACUUGGAGGAGGCUCUGAAGAGAAUAUUCCGCUACAACCUGUCGGGAGGCAUUCAGCGCAGAAACGCACCGACACUUACUUCUAUCAGCGAGCAGGUGUACAACGGACGGUACUCCCUGGUGCUGAUCUUUGAGGCCCCGGCUCUCUCGAAAGCGGAUUUCACGGAGAGGCAGGCCAAGUUCACAUCCUUCUUUGGGCCGGGCGUGCAGGCUUUGAUUGAGGAGCCGCAUUCCCCCUUCCGCAUUCCCCCUCCACAGUCCCCCGUCCAUAUUCCCCCUUCCCCAUUCCGCCUUCCGCAUUCCGCCAUCCGCAUUCCCCCUGCCGCAUCCCCGAUUCCGCAAUCCCCCAGCCGCAUUCCCCCUUUCGCAUUCUCCCUUCCGCAUUCCCCCUUCCGCAUUCCCCCUUCCGCUCCGCAUUCCCCCUUCCGCAUUCCCCCUUCCGCAUUACCCAGCAUGCUUCAAACUCACUCCCUCGUGCUCCCUGCCUCAUGCUCACUCCCUCGUGCUCCCCCACCCCCAUGUCCAUCUCCUGCCUCCCUUCACGCCCCAUCAGCCGCGCAACGCCUUUCACAGGGGCCUGGCGUCGGCAUUGCGUCUUCUGCACCCCUCCAACCUCCACUUCCCCCUCCAGAGCCAUACGGCAUUCGCCCUCCCUUCCCCAUCAUCAUGCCACGAGUUUCACCCCUACUAGCCCUCCCUUCCCCCUCUGCUUCCCCUCCUUCCCCCCUCCUUCCCCUCCUUUCCCCCUCUGCUUCACCUACUUCUCCCCCCUGCAUCCCCUCCUUUCUCCCCCUGCCUCGCCUGCCAUUCAUCCAUCAGGUCUGCAGUGAACUCUACCAAUCCCACGCCGCCACCUGUCCCUUCCUCCGCUCCCCCACUCACCCCCAGCACAUCCAGAUCCAACACGACGACAGCGGGCGCCCUCUCAUUGGCCCGUGCCACUGCCCUCCCCAGCAGCCGCCGAACCUCCUUCGCAGGCUCGGACCCGAGCCUGGAACAGCUGACACACUCUGUGUGCGCGAGGCAGGUCCGGUCGUUUCGAACCUGCCAGGCUAG
Messenger RNA from Closterium sp. Naga37s-1, 1515 nucleotides. The record is from the annotation of a GenBank genome assembly. Lineage: Eukaryota; Viridiplantae; Streptophyta; Zygnematophyceae; Desmidiales; Closteriaceae.